CGCCCACGCGUCGUCCUUUACCGUUAGUGCUGUUGGCUCGGUUCAGUUCCGUUUAGUUCGCCAAUCGCACGAGUUCGAUACACAAGUCGCAUGGUUUUAUUUUUAAAACCAGCCUGAACUAGACAACACACACUGAUGUUCGAUAUCUGGGAAUGUUGUAAGACGUGGAUAAUUCUAUAGAAAACCAUACGAGUGCCCCGUGCAAAGUCGCAAUUAAAAUUGCAUUAAAAAUUAAACGAAUAGUGUUUGUGUGUGCGUGCCCCGGUCUGUGAUGCAGAAAGUUUCACCUGAGCCAAAUUGGCAAAAGUUAAAUGAUUAAAGUGCCAAGUUGGGCGAAUUAUGUGAAAGUUUUAAUUUGUAGGCGAACUCAAUGUUCUGGUAAUUUGGCUGUGGAGGAAAACCAGUCCGGAAAAAAGCUUGGGAUAACGAGGCAAGGCGGGCUGAAAAAGAAGACCAACCCAGAUUUGCAAAAGUUCGUGCCAUAAAUCUGCAGCUUGCAUGGAAUUAAUACCCAACUAGGGUGAAGGGGGUGGCAAAGUAGGUGGUGCUGCACAUGCAACACACAUUAGUGGGUCACUCGAAGAUGAUGACGCUGCUGACCGCAACCGCAACAGUAGUACCCGUAGAAGUAGCAACAAAAAAAAGAGCCACUCGAGUCGUUUUGUGGCAGCGAGGGAAAAUUAUAUAAAAUUAUCAUGCAGGGCAGGCAGCUAGCUGGUUGGCCACUCGACAACGGCAGGCGGGACAAGGCUAAACAUCAUCAUCAUCAUCAUCAGUAGUAGUAGUAUACGUAAUGUGCGUCAUGACGUAUACGUAAUGUGCACCAGGGUUUGGCCAAUUUGUCCAAGCAAGCACUAAGACCACUAAGACCACAGCGGAAACGAACGAAAAACAGAAACUCAAGCUACCAACUAAAACUGAAACAGAAACUAAAACUGUUAACGACAGCAACGAAACUUCUUGGCCAAAAUGGCGAAAGUUGUUAAAGAAUUGGGAAUGUGUUGAGAAGACCGACAGCCGGUGCGAAAAUGACAAAAUGGCGAAGUUAACGUUGCCCUGUCUAUUGCGGCGACUGCAGUUGGUGGCGCUGCAACUGCAAUUGCAACUGCAACCACAACAGCAACAACAGCAGCAGCAGCUCCAGCAACAUCCACACGGCAGCCACUUAAUGGCCAUGCAACUGGGCCAGGCCGUGCUUCUCUAUGGCUGCCUUCUGCUGCUCCAUGCCUCCGUAUCCGCCUCUGUCUUGGCUUCUUCUUCGGACUCAUCUGCCAUACCAGCCAGUCUGGUGAAUAUCUCCGUGGCAGUGGACUUGAAUGGUAUACCAACCCAGCAGGAGGAGCUAAAACUCAACGAGAAGCGCACGCGAAAGCGUGAUGCAGCCAAUGUGCCUGACGAUGACGAAUAUGGCAGUUAUCCGGACGACGUCGAUGAUUUGGAGGCCUUGCUUAAUAAUAAGUCGGCAAAGGGGAAAUAUAUUGGAGCACCGUGCAACGAGCUGAAGUGUGACGUCAAGCUGCUACACGUAUCCUGCGACAAAGAGUCACAAACCUGCAGCUGUGAACGCAAUUAUCCCGUGCAGCUUGGACUGAUUAAGGGUUGCGCCAAACCUAAAAAACUGGGCGAUCAGUGUUUCUACGAUGAGACGUGCAUCUACAACGACGAGAAUUCCCUUUGUGUUCAGGUGCGGCACAAUGCGAUGUGCCAGUGUGCCAGUGGAUUCCACUCUGUUAGCUAUGUGAAGCCAACGCGUCGAGUCUUUUGCACUCCAGAUCUCAGCGAGCUGAGCUCGGAUCUGCCCACUCUGCUGGGUGUCUCCACGGGCAUCGCUGUCCUGGCCGGGCUCAUCUGCAUGGUGUUGCAUCUGUUUAGCAAAACGAAGUAUCCGCGUCAUCGAAACUACGGAGAUGCCAGUAUUCCGCCACCCAUUCUAUACUCCAGCGAUACAGGAAUACCGCUCACCGUUCACUCGGCGCGUCCAUCGUCGCGUUCCAGCAUUCGAUCGACGGGAUCCAUUGGAUCCUAUGGCAAUCGACGGGCCUCAGCCGGUGGUCUUGGCGGGGCAGCCGGCGGAGGCAUGACUGGCGGUGCCGGCGGAGGAGGCGCAUCAGGAAGCGGCGGCUCAAAGGGCAUCCUGGUGUCGACGUCACGAACAGGUUCUCGAAGACCAAGUCUAGCGUCGGUGCACAGCACCAGUUCCUCGGUGCGCAGCUAUAGCAUGAUGCGCUUCGAGAAGGAGACGCAGCAGAAGGAGAUCCGCCAGGAGAUGAAGUUGCGAUUGGCCCGCUUGCAGCAGCAGCAGCAUCUCACCCAAAACAAGCCGCAGAUUGUCAUCGGUGAGGCGCUGAUGCAACAUGGUGCCCUUAGUCGUGUUACCAUGGCCACGCCAAGUCCUCUUACGCCUAACUCACUGGAUGAGCUGCUGCCGUCGCUAGAUGAAAACCAAGAGUAUCCUCCCAGGCUGGAAUCAACGUUCAAGCAGUUCAUUCAGCCUCAAUCUGGAGGAGUAGGUUCCUCCGGAGCUGGAGCUGCCUUAAGAGCAGCUGCCUCCCAAUCAUCUCCAGGCAGCUCUAAUGGUUACCCUGGCCCCUGCAGCUCCUCGACUGAGGCCCUCUAAAGUUUAAUUCGUGCAUAAGUAUUAGGACCGAGUUGUAAAUUAGCUCGUAAGUAAUCAAAGAUUUCUUAUCUUAUAUGCAUAGAGUAGGCAAGGAGUUGUGUUUAAGAGCCCGUUGCUAAUUAAAUUGAAUUCAAAUUGAACGUCAAACGUGUUGUAGACAGCUUAGAUUAUGUGUAACAUAGUAAGUAAACACAGUUAGGUUAAGCCAAGAACUAAUCUAUAAGUCAUAAUAAGUGAGUUCCCAAUAAAAAAUUAGACAGCCUUUGUGUGUAUCAUAUAUAGUAUGUAGGAAGCUAAUCGAAACAUUUUAUACGUGUGUGUAUAUUGUCAUACAUUUUUUGUAGAAGUUAUACGAGCUAAAUGAAAAUCCAGCUAAUAAUGAAAAUGACAGUCUAGGCCAAGUGGUAUUAGGUUUUGAGAUAAUAAUAUAUGGGAUAGAUCACGAUUAUAAUUGCUGCUGAAGAAUUGAUAAACCACUUGGCUAUUCACUUAUGUAGAUCGAUCGAAUAUGAAUUGAUUAGCUUAAAAAUUAGUCUAGUGUUUAUCGUUAGUGUGAGAUAGUACUGAUAAAAUAUACGCAAAAUGAAUUUAUACAAAAUCGGUUUAUACAACAGUAGUUUCUUGUACAUUGUACUCACGAUGAUCUACUCUGAUCGGAAUAUGCCAGAUUGUUCUAGCUAAAUCAAUAAUUAUGUUAAGUCAUUCGCCAUGAAAUAAAUCAAAAAUUAAUAAUAAUAAACAAUGUUAAUAGAUUGAAGUAAGAAGUAAGAAUCUAAGAUGAAAUUUCGUUUUUUGUAGGAAAAUAUAUAUAGAAAGUCUUUAAAAAGUCAAUUUUACGUUUACGACUUACGAAUUUUUCUACAGAGGCGUUUCAAGUGAAUACAAUAAUCGAAAAUGUGUAGAUCAAAUGUACAUUAACUUACUCGAUGGUUAUAUUAUAUUAUUUAAUAUUUGAUACCAAGGUUGUUGACUGUAGUUGAUGUUCUCUACAUCGUUUGGUUCCAUGAUUUAACGUAUCCUAUAUCUAUAUAGAUCCUGUUCUCAAUAGUACGAAAUACAGCAGCUAACAAAAAACGAUCGUUACAUAUACACAUCUCUAUACAAGCAUAUACAUCGGUAUAUGCCUAUUUGUACUUAACUAUGCUAUACACACGAUGAGUAGACACAUAUCUGGAGUUCAGUGUUGGUUGAUGUUGGGAGUAUCUAGUAAUAAAUGCAAUUUUGUGUUUUCAACAA
Molecule: messenger RNA, 3853 nt
Organism: Drosophila eugracilis
Lineage: Eukaryota; Metazoa; Arthropoda; Insecta; Diptera; Drosophilidae
Exons: 8
Coding region: 1037-2617 (526 amino acids)
Source: RefSeq, a predicted model, not a curated record